Messenger RNA from Eleginops maclovinus (Patagonian blennie), 1446 nucleotides. RefSeq names its product T-box transcription factor TBX3-like. NCBI's taxonomy places the organism in Eukaryota, Metazoa, Chordata, Actinopteri, Perciformes, Eleginopidae. Bases 1 to 1446 code for a protein of 481 amino acids. Gene Ontology annotation, cellular component: nucleus. Gene Ontology annotation, molecular function: RNA polymerase II cis-regulatory region sequence-specific DNA binding; DNA-binding transcription factor activity, RNA polymerase II-specific. The record is from RefSeq and is a predicted model, not a curated record. Gene Ontology annotation, biological process: positive regulation of DNA-templated transcription; cell fate specification; regulation of transcription by RNA polymerase II. The transcript has 8 exons.
AUGCGCAGCUUCUCGGAGCCGUGCGUCCCAGGUGAGGAACCACAAAUCUUUCCAACCAGACUCGGAGAUUCAGUCCGCCACGGAACCAUUUUGUCCGGACCCUCGCUCUUCUCAGCCUUGGCCCUAGCCUCCCGGAGCUCAACAGACCCAGGUUUGGAUACCGGCGCGGCCCCGAUGACACUCCAGUCGCCACCGGAGCAGAUUGUGUGCAGGCCUCCCGAAAUUCUGGAGGAAGGAGGACUGACAGAGGAUGAAGCGAAAGUUUACUUGGAAGCCAAAAACCUUUGGAAACAGUUCCACAAAUUCGGAACUGAAAUGGUCAUUACAAAAUCUGGAAGACGCAUGUUCCCGCCGCUCAAGGCCAGAUGCACCGGGAUGGACAGAACAGCCCGAUAUAUUGUUCUGAUGGACAUCGUGGCGGCGGAUGAGUGCCGAUAUAAGUUCCACAACUCCCGCUGGAUGGUGGCGGGGAAAGCAGACCCGGAGAUGCCCAAACGCAUGUACAUCCACCCGGACAGUCCGGCGACGGGCGAGCAGUGGAUGUCCAAAGUGGUCAACUUCCACAAACUGAAACUGACCAACAACAUCUCCGACAAGCAUGGAUUUACAAUUCUAAACUCCAUGCACAAAUACCAGCCAAGAUUUCACAUAGUGAAGGCGACUGACAUCCAGAAGCUUCCCUACAGCACUUUCAAGACAUAUGUGUUCUGUGAGACGGAGUUCAUCGCAGUCACAGCCUACCAAAACGACAAGAUAACGCAGCUGAAGAUAGACAACAAUCCUUUCGCUAAGGGAUUCCGGGACACGGGCAACGGAAGAAGAGAAAAGAGGAAACUACAACAUUCAUCACAAAAGUCUAAAGACAUGCGGAUGGCUGACGUGGAAUCAGAAUCUGUAAAAGGAUCAGACAAUUCCAAAUCUUCAGAUGCUCAUGAAAGUGAGAGUGACAAAGAGGAUGAUGUAAAAGAUAAUCCUGGAGAACAGCAGGACACAGAAAUCGAGCCAAACAUUUCCACAGCAGGUCGGACAGUUCAGAGAGAAACGGAACCCAGACAGAGCCGCAUCCUCAGCAUAUUAACUGACGGAGCGGGUCGCUGCGAGCCAAAGGACUCGGAGAAAGAACAAUUAUGCAGUGGUUUAGCACACUGCUGUGUAUACCCACCGGAUUAUAAUGCACCACUGCAGGAUUCGAGUAGUCUUUCCCUCUCUACUCAGAUAAACACCUGGACCAGCUGUGCCCCGCUGGACCGAGCAGUGCCAGGUGGAAUGGGCUUGCAUGCAGCCCCUGUCAGAGGGUUUCCUAUGGGCCUCCAACAGCAUGGACUGGACCUGGUUGGCCUCUCACACUUUGGAGGCUUCCUGCUUUAUCCCUACUCCAGCUUCCCUGCAGCAUCCGCCCAUUAUCUCAUCCCAUCAGUGCGGUCCAGGGCAGUGUGCUUAGGGUGA